Molecule: messenger RNA, 681 nt
Organism: Penaeus indicus
Lineage: Eukaryota; Metazoa; Arthropoda; Malacostraca; Decapoda; Penaeidae
Product: gastrula zinc finger protein XlCGF26.1-like
Exons: 1
Coding region: 1-681 (226 amino acids)
Biological process (GO): regulation of transcription by RNA polymerase II
Cellular component (GO): nucleus
Molecular function (GO): RNA polymerase II transcription regulatory region sequence-specific DNA binding; DNA-binding transcription factor activity, RNA polymerase II-specific
Source: RefSeq, a predicted model, not a curated record
AUGAAAUUUAUGACUGAGCUGGAUUUACAGGAACAUGAGAAGAAGCACAGUAGCAAGCAGGAGUUUUUAUGCCAAUAUUGUGAUGAGAAAUUCCUUCAGAAAAAAGACCUUACGGAGCAUCUAAACAAAACUGAUAGUGAUAAGGAUUUCAAGUGUUCUUAUUGCAUUAAAUUUUUUGAAGCUGAAUGCAUCCUCAGAAAUCAUGUAAAAAUUGACCAUGGUGUAAAUCCAUUGAAGUGUCCCCUCUGUGAUGAGGAGUUUCUCUGGGAAUCUCAGCUGAAUAAACAUGUUGCAAGUCAUUCAGGUAAGGGACAGCAAGAGUCAAGGGUAAAAUCCCCAAUAUCUGGUAUUUUAUUAGAAGAAGGCCAGAAGGAAGCUAGGAGUGAAUACAUGGCUGGGAAGUCAUCACCAAAAGCAUUAGUAAAAGAGGAGGGGCCUUCCCAACAGAUACAAAAUGGAUCUCCCACAAAGGAUGCUUAUUCUUCUACUCUCAGUGCAAAGAUACACCCAGGUAGUAAACGAUUUGAAUGUUCAUACUGUAAUAGAAGAUUUACCCUUAAAUGUAGCUUAAAAGAUCAUGAGGAAAGAAUGCACUCUAGUAUUGAGAAAUAUCAUUGUUCUCAGUGUGAUAAGAAAUUCAAGGCAAAGUGUGACUUUUAUAAGCAUAAAAGGAAGACAUAG